Molecule: messenger RNA, 1557 nt
Organism: Pyricularia pennisetigena
Lineage: Eukaryota; Fungi; Ascomycota; Sordariomycetes; Magnaporthales; Pyriculariaceae
Exons: 3
Coding region: 1-1557 (518 amino acids)
Source: RefSeq, a predicted model, not a curated record
AUGAGGUCUCUCGCUGCCCUCGUGCUGCUUCCCCUCCUCGCCGAGGCUGCGGGAAGCCAAAACGUCAAGAGGCAACAGCAGUGCAGAAACGACAGCUGCUUUCGGGCCGUUGCCCCUGAAAACCGCAGGCAAGACUGCCAGAACUUCAUCGGCACGACAACGGUCACUGGGGAUCUCACCCUCGAGACUGCGUUUGUCACCGUCGGUGUUACGGGCUUUGUUGAUGUCGAUGCCAUUGGCACUGUGGCUAUCCCCGUCACCGCCCAGGUAACUCAUGAAGUAACCAACACCUUGACGAGCUAUGUGGCAACCGUGACUUCUACGGUAGUCCAGGCAGCACCAACCGAUGCCUCGCCCAAUCUUGCUAAGAGACGGUGGGGCAAGAGACAGUGGGACUGGAACUGGUGGAUGAACAAUGCCAAGAUGCCUGGCGGAUAUCCCAUGUACGCGGCGACGUGCUGGGAUACAUCCCGUUACAUCAGCGCCUGCAACUGCGCCGGUGUCAACACCAUGACCAUGACGCUCCCGGGGCCGGUGUCGACGACUACAUUCACCGUCUACUCGACGGACUCGUUCCAAACUAAUAUCAACACAGUCGGUCAAAACACCGUGACGAAUGUUGUGGCUACCAACAUUGCCACGCAGACCGUCAGCACAGUCGUCCAGGCCACGCAGACCGUGGUGGUGACUGCCCCGGAGGGUGGAAACCCCUCGACGACCGGGUCCCCGGGCAGCUUGACCACCGCGGACACCUCCUCCGUGAGCGAGGCUGCCAGCUCGACGUGGUCCUCGUCCAGCGAAUUCACCAGCUCGACCAUGUUCUCCAGCGACGGCCCCAUUCCUACUACGGCCCCGUUCAGCAACUCUACGCAGCCUCCCAUCAGUCAGCAUACCGAGACAGUCGUCGCCACCGUCACCGCCAGUGGUUCCAUGUCGGACCUGACCAGGGCCACCCAGUCGCUUUCCAGCGCCAUCGCCUCAGACUUCCCGACGUCUAUCCUCACGGCCAACACCACCUUCGCGACGGCCACCAAGAGCACGAGCGCGACCCCUACCCCCACGGGCGUCGCCAAGAGCUUCCGCCUCAAGGUCCAGAGCGGCCCGCUGGCCGACAGCUACCUGGUCCUGCAGGCCUGGAAGGACCUGGGCGCGGCCAACGGUGGCGAAGCGUACCUGAUCACGUUCGCGGGCGGCAACAACGGGUCCACGGCGGCGCCGUCGCUGUGGGCCAUGGGCGGCGGGCUCGACAUGCCGGACACGAGCAGCUUGAGCAUUUACGCCAUCGAUGCCCCGGCCAGGGGCAAGGUCAUCGUGUCGACGGUGGGCAUGAACUCGCGCCUCGCCGUCGCGGCCCCGGGAGCCGGCGCCGCCUACCUCGCAUCGGACCUGCUCCAAUGUGCCAUCGAUGCCACCAACACGGUCACCUGCCAGGAGGCGGGUCCCGACGGCGCGCCGUACAACCAGCUCGGCAACUGCGGCGAGGACAUGGGCAUCUUCAAGGGCUCCAACACGUGCGGUGGCGGCACACUGUUCGCGCUCACUGCUGAGUAUGUCUAA